GACCGACCGGCCGCCCGAGGCCCCGAGCCCAAAGCCUAACCAUAAACGCCCCUUAAUCCGAGAUCCGACGGCCCAGAUCUCUCCUCCCCCCUUCUCCCCGUCCGUUCCCCAUCUUCCCGCUCUCUCCCCAUGUCGCCGCCGGCGGCCGGCGCGGCCGCCACCUCCGGCGACGGGCCGCCGUCGUCUCCGCGCGAGCUCUACACCAUCCCAGCCUCAUCCGGUUGGUUCCGGUGGGACGGGAUCCACGAGACGGAGCGCCGCGCGCUGCCGGAGUUCUUCGGUGGGGCCGGCGGCGCCGGGUUCGGGACGGCGACGCGGAACCCGCGGAUCUACCGCGAGUACCGCGACUUCAUCAUCGCCAAGUACCGGGAGGACCCGGCGCGCCGGCUCACCUUCACCGAGGUCCGCAGGGCGCUCGUCGGGGACGUCACGCUCCUCCGGAAGGUCUUCGCCUUCCUCGACGCCUCCGGCCUCAUCAACUUCUCGGCCUCGGGCCCCGCGUCGCGGCAGCAGGAGGUGGGGGUCGUCGUGGAGGCGCCCGUGGGGCUGCAGGUCACGCCGCGGCCGCCGGCGUCCUACUUCGCCGAGGAGAAGCGGGGAGGGGCGGGCGGGGAGAAGGAGAACGGGUUCCGCUUGCCCCCGCUGACCUCGUACAGCGAUGUGUUUGGCGAAUGGGCGCCUGGGAAGGCCCCUAUAUGUGGGUUUUGCGGCGAGGAGUGCAAUGAUGAGAAGGUUGAGACGUUGAAGGAUGGUUUUAAAGUAUGUUCAAAGUGUUCCAAAAGCAAUAAUGAUAAUGAGGAAGAAGCAAAUAAAUGUCCUGGUGACAAAAAGGAGAACGUGGACAACCAUGCUUCUAGUCCAUGGACAGAUGCAGAGACAUUACUCCUUUUAGAAGGAGUCCUAAAACAUGGAGAUGACUGGGAUCUUAUCGCCCAGCAUGUCCGCACAAAGAAUAAAUCAGAAUGCAUAGCAAGGCUUAUUCAGUUACCUUUUGGUGAACAUAUGCUGGGCACAAUAAAUGGUAAAUCUGUUAGCCGGCUCCACAUGAACCAGGCAACUGAUGGAAAAAUGAAUCAGCACCUUAUAAAGGACUCUUCAAGCAAUUCAACUGAAAAGGUUGAUGGCAUGCAAAUUGAUGGAAAUGAAGAUAGUGCUGAUAAAACAGGAGAAGAACAUCCUACAAAACGCAGACGGUUAUUUUCUUCAAUGGAUGCUACCACUUCAUUAAUGGAGCAGUUAGCACUCCUGACCACAUCAACGAGCCCAGAUGUUGUUGCUGCAGCUGCUGAUGCUGCAAUUAAAGCUUUGGGCAAUGAAAAUCCCCAAGCAAGGAAAGCCUUUCUCCUUAGUGAGCGAGAAUUUAAGACUAAGGCAUUCGCUUCAAACCAUGUCCAACAGAUCAAUCACAAAGUUGGCAAUAAGGAUAUGGAAAUGCAUGGACAGACUGGUUCUGAUAAGAAGCUGGAAAAGAAGUUCAUUGCUAGUGCAUAUCAAGUGAGGGCAGCUGUUGCUACCGCUAUUGGUGUAGCUGCUGCCCGUGCUAAAAUGCUUGCAGACCAGGAGGAGCGAGAAAUGGAGCUCCUAAUGGCAUCAAUAAUCGAAACUCAGCUAAGGAAGAUGCAGUACAAGAUCAAACACUUUGAGGAGCUAGAGUCGGUCAUGGAGCAGGAGUACACCGCUAUGCAGCAAAUGCAGGGAUCCCUAAUGAAUGAAUGGCUAAAGGCCCUGGAGCAAGCAUUCCGGGCUGGAGUGUCACUGCCGAGAGAUGAAUUGCUCAUAAAGCUGUUCCUGAACAAGGCGACGGGGCACGAGCUGCCGGAGCGGGAGAAGGAGUCCUACGCGCGGUCCCGCGCCUGCCGUCUCGCGCUUAUCGACCACGCCGUCGCGCGCAAGAAGCCGCCGCUCAACGCCUUCAAGCCCCACCCCGAGCACAAGUCGAAGCUGGUAUGCAACAUUACAGGGGAUACAGUUAACAAGUCGGAGGAGCAUAUAUGGAAGCACAUCAACGGGAAGAGAUUUCUUAACAAGCUAGAAAAGCUAGAAGAACAGAUGGCUUCUGGUGAGAUGGCUAAUGGAGAAACUGCAAAGUCAAAUGAAAUGGAAAAGAAGAGCAAGUCAAGCAAGAAGGACAAAAAGGACAAGAAAGGCAAGAAGAAAACUAAUGUUGCCAGUCCUUCUGUGCCACGAGAACCUAAACCAGAGAUGGAUGAUUCGGAUGAUCCAGAUUUUUGGGUGCCUCCUGUCGGAAGUCGCUGGGAUGAUGAUGACGGGAAAGACAGAUGGGAGUCGUCACCAGGGAAGAAUGACUCAGCAAAGAAUGAAGGUGGUUCUGAUGAUGAUGACGGUGGUGAUAAUGACGAUGGCAACGAUGAUGAUAUGGCUGACAAGGAUGAUGCUGAAUCAAGGGAACUUGCUUCGAGCAGGACAAAGCGAAUGUCACUAGAAGCAGUUGGGCCAAGUAGCUUCGCUUCAAGGAAGAAAAAACCCAAGAAGGAGCAGUAACAGUUGAUUGAUUUAUAUCUAUUGGGUUUCUUGGGUUGGGUAAUCAAUGGCUGUUUUUGUGUGUUUUAAAGCAUUUUUGGUUCAACGCUUGUCGGAUUGAGAUAAUAUGUACGUAAGCUGCAGGAGAUCUUCUUUGGAAAACAUCCCGAAAGGUGCUUAUUUACUGGUAACAACUGACUUGGGUCCGAUGAACGGUUGCCCUCGCA
Messenger RNA from Panicum virgatum (switchgrass), 2708 nucleotides. Its product is annotated as SWI/SNF complex subunit SWI3A-like. The coding region runs from base 130 to 2502 and encodes 790 amino acids. The record is from RefSeq and is a predicted model, not a curated record. The transcript is spliced from 12 exons. Gene Ontology annotation, molecular function: protein binding. NCBI's taxonomy places the organism in Eukaryota, Viridiplantae, Streptophyta, Magnoliopsida, Poales, Poaceae.